Trichoderma reesei QM6a is the source of this 1263-nucleotide messenger RNA. RefSeq lists its product as uncharacterized. The record is from RefSeq and is a predicted model, not a curated record. The transcript has 5 exons. NCBI's taxonomy places the organism in Eukaryota, Fungi, Ascomycota, Sordariomycetes, Hypocreales, Hypocreaceae. Bases 1 to 1263 code for a protein of 420 amino acids.
AUGCUGGAGGACCAGAUGAAGAUAGAAAAGAGUUUGUCGGAUGACAACCAAGAACUGGCUAUCAAGCGAUGGCCAGAAAAUCUCCAGGUAGGCAACACGACGAAGCUCUUUGCCGGCCAACAAAGCCCACGGUCCACCCACAGGGCGGGCGGCUGGUUGCCGCAGCUCGAGUUUGCCAGCUCAGCUGUGAUGCUUGACCGUCAAAAGUCCGAGAGAGGGGGGGGGCAAGCCCGGAGCUACAGCCGUGCGCAUGGUAAAACCCGGCCAAGCGGCGACGAGAAUCCACUCUGGAUGCAGAGUUUGGGGGGGUUACCGGUGGCAGUGGGGGCGCUUCAAGGAGGGCUGCUGUUCUUGUUGACUGUCGAGGAGCAGGUACACGAUACCUACAGCAUACUACCGGACGCUGAUGCUGCCCCCCUUUACGAGUCUACAGGCGCGAGGUACAAAGUUCCACAAGGCCAAGCUGCCAGGCUCUGGUGGACUUGCAUGGUCGACGUGAGCAGCUCCCUAUCCCCAUGCUUGCGGUCUUCGAACGGCACAUUGACGGGAAAUUUCUUAUUAAUACAAGCAGGCUUCAUUUCCGAAAGCGGAAAUACGGAAUUAGACGAGCCAGUUUCUCAUCAAGGUGUCGUGGUUUCUGGCUCAUCAGCUCACCAACAGCUGCUAGAAGCCCAACUGCAGUUCACUGUCCAUCCAGCUGAUGGGCCUCUUCCCGUGCGUGUUCGACAACGCCAUGCGGUGGCAGGCGGUAACACGAUGUGUGUUAAGGAGGCUGUACUCCCCGCUUGCACUGGAUGGCGCCAGAAAGGGCAAUUCUCCCAGGUUCAACGGAGGAACGGCGUGCAAUCAGUGGCGCUGCGACUUGUCAGAGCCGUGGGGCACCUACUCCCCAGACAUUUGGCCUUUGUUCUUUGGCGACCAUUCGAAAGACGAAAGCCUCAAUGCCUGGGUGUCAUGACUGAGAAGCGGUCGAAGCAACUUCGUCCACCACCGCCAGCACCAAGAUCAUGUCGCGGUUCAGGCACCCAUCCAAUUGCUACGGCGAUCCACAGCUCUCCCUUUUGCUCGGGUGCAAAGUACGAGUACAGUACAAGUACUCGUACACGGAACGCAGCCUCAAUCACCGCCUCUGCUGCUUCUCGCCGGCCCGCCUAUGCCACUUGGGUACAUACCUCGGGAAGGACACCGACUGCAACGCAUCAUUGCCGAUGUUUCAUACGGGACGUGACCGCGCUUGGGGCCAAGGACGCAAACCGCUACUAG